Molecule: messenger RNA, 39606 nt
Organism: Pelobates cultripes (western spadefoot toad)
Lineage: Eukaryota; Metazoa; Chordata; Amphibia; Anura; Pelobatidae
Source: the annotation of a GenBank genome assembly
AUGCACUGGACUGUGUCCCGGAGAAUGUACUGGUCUGUGUCCCAGAGAUGCGUACAUCCACCAGAGAACACCAGGAGAAUCCACUGCUCUGUGUCCUGGAGAUGCGUACAUCCACCAGAGAACACUAGGAGAAUGCACUGCUCUGUGCCCCAGAAAUGCGUACAUCCACUAGAGAAUGCAUUGGUCUGUGUCCCAGAGAUGCGUACAUCCACCAGAGAACACCAGGAGAAUGCACUGCUCUGUGCCCCAGAGAUGCGUACACCCACUAGAGAACACCAGGAGAAUGCACUAGUAUGUGUCCCAGAGAUGCGUACAUCCACCAGAGAACACCAGGACAAGGUCAAGGAUGAGAAAGUAAAACAAUUGGUUAGGACAGAUGACAAUGACUUUAUGCUGAAAGGUAAAACAAUUUAGAGCUUGCUGCAAAUUAUGUAUUUCAGAAGCAAUCAAAAUAAGAGGAGAGGAGGAAUCCCAAAUUCUGAGCAUUAACCCAGUUACUGGGCAAUGAGUGUAAACAGCCAGCACAUUUCAGCACAGCCGUUUUAAUGCAAGAACAUUUUAUUUAUUUUCUAAAUUAUCUUUAUUCCAGUUAUCCACCGCUUAACUUUGUAAUUAAUGCAGUGACCCCAAGUUCUUAACCAUUUUCUUCUCUUCCAUGUUAGGUUACAAGACUUUGUGCUGCCGCAGAAAAUACAGAAAGCUACUACAAAACCUGAAACUUCAACAAGAGAAGCAAAUUGCUCAGGAGGAGGCUGAGAGGGAACACAAGAGACAGCAGGAACAGGAAGCCCGUAAGUACCUCAUUGUCAUCAGUUUGUGGCAGUUGGUUGCAGGACGUAGCCACAUGCCUGGAAUGAGCUUGUUUCCUUAUUAAAUGUUUGACUACUAUUUAGGGUCUGCCAGCCGUCCAGUUCCCAUUCCACGAAAACGAGCUCCCCCAGCUAAGCCUUGCUCUGUGUCAGAAGCCACUUUAAUAGAGCCACCAGUACCACGUCCAAGGAGCCGUCUUAUCGAGGUACAUUGUGAAGUAUGUCUGCAGACUUUGUGGCGCGAGAGGUGGCUUGCCCAGUGUGGGAGGAAGGCGAGACUUGCAGAGUGUGGGAGGAAGGCGAGACUUGCAGAGUGUGGGGGGAAGGCGAGACUUGCCGAGUGUGGGGGGAAGGCGAGACUUGCCGAGUGUGGGGGGAAGGCGAGACUUGCCGAGUGUGGGGGGAAGGCGAGACCUGCCGAGUGUGGGGGGAAGGCGAGACCUGCCGAGUGUGGGGGGAAGGCGAGACCUGCCGAGUGUGGGGGGAAGGCGAGACCUGCCGAGUGUGCAGAGGAGGAAGGAUGCAUGGUUUGCAGAAUGGGUAUUGGAGACAAGUAGUGUAACGGCACCCCCAGGCAUAAAAAGGGUUAAAAGCCGUUUAGUAGAUAUUCCCUUCCAGAGACACAGGCACAGCUACUGUAGACACCCAUACACCGAACCGGAGAAGCAUAUGAAUGCUCUCAAACAUACGAAUACUGUAAACUGCCGAAUAGGAAAAACCAUACGAAUAGGUUUACACUCCUAGCAGUCAAACUGGAACAGCAUACAAUAAAUCCCCCCAAGAACGAGACAAGGCUCUGUGUUGAGGGUCAAGCAGGAACAGACAGAGCCGUGGGUUUAUUGUUCUUAUAUACACAUUCUUACACAUUAGUACCACCCAUAGGGUUUUGGAAAACAACCAAUAAACACAUACAAUACACUCAGACACUCCCACACAAAAUCCUCCCCUCUGCCUGUGAUACAAUUACCUUACACAAUGGGUAAUAUAAUUAUCACCAGCAGAGAAAUACAGUUUUUCCACAUUAUUCAUAAUUUUAAAAGUAUGCAUCACAUUCACGUAUAACUUACAUUUUCAGAAUCAGCAUACUCCAAAUACAAACAUACGUCAGAAUCAUACAAAUUGGUCCAGUGGUUCAAAAAAUAGAUUGUAGUCCUUUGUGACCAAAUGAAGCAUGUCUUUUUUGCCCAAAACCAGUUCCACAGAGUCUUCUAUCAUUGAGAUAAUCGGGAAGUAAUCCAAUUAUCUCCAAGGGCAGAGGCAAAACUCCAUUGAACACAUGGCAGCAAAAGACAAUAAAACACAUAAAAAUAUAUAACUGUGCAGCCAUUGCACAAAACAGGUACAUUCAACAUAUCCCCAGAUAGCUCAGAUCUGAGCGCACAUUAUUACUGAAUGGCACUCAGAGCACACACAUACAGUUCAAUUGCCAUGGAGCCAAAGUCUUUCAUUAUACGAAUGGGCUCCAUGGCAUAGCUAUCUGGGGUAUCACCGCUCAAACAGGGCAAGCACCGAAUGGCCCGGCUUUCGUGUCUUUGCAGGAGAAAAUCAAGCGUUUCAACAUGGGGCCAUAGUCUAAAGGCAGCAGGCGGACAACCAGGCUCCUCCAGUGCACAGUGGUAAGAUUGGUCUUCGAGAGAAAUAGACUACAUGGAAGGAGAUGUUCUGCAAAGUGUUGGAGGGAUCUAGUGAUAGUCUCUAUAAAUUAUCUCCAGGCACAGUCAACUGUCUUUAACACGAGUCCAGCAGCUUUUUGCGUCAUGUGACUAUGUGACCUGGAAAAAUGUGCCCUCUUCCAUAUAUUGUCUAUAUGCUCUUUAAGCAAAAAUCUUCAUGAUGCUGAGGGUUUGCACUGGGGAACAGAAUAAUAUACUCCUAAUGUCUGGAUAAAUAUAUUGAUCCAUUUUUAGUUUGAUAAAUCGCACUUGGUUUCUUGUAGCUCUCUCCAUUUGAUAAUCCGAAACCUGCUAUUACUCGGGAUCGUCGCAGUGCGUCACAGGCAAAGGACGGAGAGAAGAAGAUGAUGCAGAGACGCAAAACUUUGCUCUGGUUCCGAGACACGCAAGCCCAGAAGGUGAUAACUGACGGAGAAUACCCACCAUGGCUACAUGGCAUGAUAUCUCGCAGGUAACACACAAAGAAAACUUUACUGUAUGACGCUCGGUGUGAUAAUACACCGUACCCUCUGAUUAUGUUAUAAGCACACUCUGUAUAACGCUCGGUGUGAUAAUACACCGUACCCUCUGAUUAUGUUAUAAGCACACUCUGUAUAACGCUCAGUGUGAUAAUACACCGUACCCUCUGAUUGUUAUAAGCACACUCUGUAUAACGCUCAGUGUGAUAAUACACCGUACCCUCUGAUUGUUAUAAGCACACUCUGUAUAACUCUAUGAUAAUACACCGUACACUCUGAUUGUUAUAAGCACACUCUGUAUAACGCUCUGUGUGAUAAUACACUGUACCCUCUGAUUAUGUAAUAAGCACACUCUGUAUAACGCUCGGUGUGAUAAUACACCGUACCCUCUGAUUAUGUUAUAAGCACACUCUGUAGAACGCUCGGUGUGAUAAUACACUGUACCCUCUGAUUAUGUAAUAAUCACACUCUGUAUAACGCUCGGUGUGAUAAUACACCGUACCCUCUGAUUAUGUUAUAAGCACACUCUGUAUAACGCUUAUUGAUGAUAAUACACUGUACCCUCUGAUUAUGUAAUAAGCACACUCUGUAUAACGCUCGGUGUGAUAAUAUACUGUAUAUCUGUUUACACAGUAAAGAUUACAAUCUGCUCUGGCUGUAAUUGUAUCUUGUAUUUUUUUCUCUUCAUUUAGGGAAGCUGAGAAUUUAUUGACUGAGAAGCAUUUAGGCGAUUUUCUUAUUCGGAUCAGCCAGAACCGCACUGGAUAUAUUCUGAGUUACAAGUUUGUGUCUUCUAAAAACAGAUUAGUAUAUGAUAAUGUUUACCUGUCUCCAAAUAUGUGUAUGUGGCUCUUUCUUUUUGUCUGGUUUGGGUGAUCUGUCUCCCUCCCAGUGUCAUGAAAUACUCACUGCAGACACAUCAUGUCACUUGCAUUUUGAAUUGCAAUUCCACGACUUGAACACGCCCUGUGGCGGACAACCCAAUGGGAAGAGGGGUUUUGCCGCCAGAGAUGUUCUUUUCCCCCAAUCCAAGUAGAGCUGGAAUGAUCCUAGAAGCGAUGAUCCUAAAAUGUAGUGAAAUUGCUGUUAUCGUUGUUCCCUACAGACUCGAGACAAGGCUCUGUUUUGAGGGUAAACUGGAACUGGUUUAAUGGGAGCCACAGCUGUCCUUUAAUGCAAGUCUCCAUGCAAGGGGUUUCUGGUGACACAUUCCAGGGGCAUUCCCCACUGGACCUGAGAGGGGACAGCAACAUAAGCGCACACACAAUUCCAUUACCUCUCUGGUCCAGGACAAGUAUUGUAUCAACAGUAUUGUAUCAACGGAUAGCCUGGCCCAACAUAUGUCGAAAUCACUCAGAUCCCAUGAAUAUAGCCGAAAUGCCGCCGGGGUAUAGUUUAGACUAACCGCAUACGAGGCUCCUGCCCAAAAUAGAUCCUCGAAAUUAGGCUGUGCAGUCAGUCUAUUUCGGGAAUUUCAAACACAGUUAUAUACUUAUAUUUGUGUUCGUUGUAGCGGAACGCCAAUAUUAAAUCCACAAAUUCCGCUGGUUCAGGAAGUAAUCCACAGUCAAGCGCUGAAACAACAAGGCAAUAUCCCCAACCUCCCAGUAACCGGACGAGACACAGUUCUGAGAGUCAACUGACAUCCUUUAAUUCGGCUGCACAAUUUAUACAAGUCCCCAUGCAAGGGGUUUCCUGAGUCCCUUCCCAGGGGCACUCCCAGAGGGGACUACAUGGGGGACUUACAUUACAGCAUAUUUCUCCCAUCAGGCACUGCUGCACGAGAGGGGUCCUCCUCCCAGAACCCACCGUUCAGUGGAUUAUCCCCUCGUGCAGCAGAACCGACAAUUUACACAAAAAUCCAUAACUUUGUGAAUAUACGGUGGAUUUACACGAAUGGACGUUCGGUAGAUAGCUGGGGUCUGAGCACAUCAUUCGUGAGAUUACCGCUCAGAUCCCAGCUAAAAUAACCGAACGCUGCACGAAAAACACAUUUCUUAUAAAACAUAUAAAAAGAACCGAUUGCUUGCAGGGAACAAAAUACCGAAUGGCCCGAAACUCCCAAACGUCCUGGAGGCUCAGCGGUGUUCGUGCCGUCGAGUAGCCGUUUUAGUACCAUGCGCUCGACGACCUAGCACCGCUGAGGGAACAAAUGAUCCAAGAUGGCCGACCGCCGCAUGGUCGGUAGUCGAACGACGGCCACCCAGGAGAGCCUCUAAUUACCGAUUGCAACAUUGUUGCAAUCGGUUAACCAGCGCCACACGCCUCUAAGUGUGUGGGCUAUUAGGGGUAUUGCGUUCGGUUCACGAACGGCCCUCCAAAGUGCCGUUCGUGAAACGAAAGGAAAUCCCCAUACAAACCGCCAUUUGCAUUCGGCAGAUGGCAAAUACAGGCAAUUCAGACAAUACAUGUAGCAUACAACAUACAGCGAAAAGCACAUAUCUCCCCAGACCUAUAGGCAACCCUUAAAGGUAUAGUCUCUGGUUAUAAUCCAAGUGGCUGGGUUUGCCACAAUCGUGAAAUACCUUGUGAUUGGAAUUAAGUCAGCGUGGUGUGCCGGAACCGACGGAGGGGGUAGGCCUGUAAAAGAGGGCCCCCCAAAUGGAUUGUAUAAGAGGGUGAGGUGGGUGGGGUGAACUGCGUGCGUUAAGGCAAGGUAGGAAGGGCGGAGUAGCGUUUAUAUAGGAACGCUAACUCCUCCCACAAAUACAGGCCUUCGGCCUUAAACUUGUGGUUGGUUAAUAUAGUUAUCGUGAAAUACCUUGUGAUUGGAAUUAAGUCGGCAUGGUGUGCCGGAACCGACGUAGAGGGUAGGCCUGUAAAAGAGGGCAAAAGGAAAUGCAAGAAACACACUUAUUGCAAUAUAAUUAUCCCAUAAGAUUCGUUUGCCUUACCUCUUAUGCGUUGUGGAAUGUUUCUGUAUAACGUAGCUGAUUUCCAGUGAACCUAAUUUAUUAUGUGUACCGGCAUACUGCUACUGGAUGUGGUACUUAUUGAAUGGAUGUCCUAAAUAGGAGUCAGGGUCCCAACCUAAUCUAAUGCAAGGAGUACGAAUGUAGAACCACAUUUAGAAGUAGUUAGGGGAUUAUUUAGUAGAUCAAGUGUCUUGAUUGUCUGGUUUGGAUGUUGGCGUGACAUGAGGUAGUGUCUGUACCUUCUUAAAUCUUCCUUGAGGAAACAUGAUUUGCCAGUUUGAUUAGCUGUGAUCGUGAAGUUACUCUCAGAACCCUUGGAAGGUUAAAGGCAUAGAGGUUUAAGACCAGUUUUGUGUGGUACACAUGCUGUUUAGGGGGUCUGAUACCGCCCGGAAUUCCAAUCUAUGGAUGUAUGUUAUUGUGGAGUGAUGAACCAAUUAUUUAUACCUUGAUAUCUUAUGGUAUGCAUUUAAGAAGACAGGUAUGGUUUGGAAUGCUUGUCAGAAUGUGUUGUUGUAUGUCUGAUUGGUAUAGUGCGAUAAUUGUUGUAUGAAGGUUUGAAUGAAAGGUGGCAAAAAAUGUGGCAUAAUAGACUACAGUUUGAACGGUAAGCUUGUGGAUGUUGUGUUCCACUGAGUCUUGGAAGAAUGUCACAUCUCUGUCGUAUGUAUCUUUAGUGAAAGCGAAUAACGCUAUAGGUGAUAACUUGUUGUCAAGCCCCAAUAGCCGGCCGACCGGAUGGGGACAUUGAAAUGCGUAUUGUGCUCGGGUGUUCGUCAGUUGGGUGAGGUACGAGACAGAGUGUCUUUUGGCCAGUAAUCCCUCAAAUGCUUCAACCCAGGAUAGUGGUUUCAUCUGUACAAAAUAUUGGGAGUUGGUUGGAAUCAACACAGAAACCCAAUUCCGAGUUCUAAUGACUCCCCCCACCUGACCAGGACUGUCUUGCCUGAGGAUCUAAUAGCACUCUCUCCGUCAGGCAGACCUGGUAACGAGCAGAACAGUAACUGAACGAACUGCCCAGCGGGAUAGUGCGCAAAGUGACGUUCAAGAAUCCGGCAAUGAUUGCAGGUCUUUCAAUUUCAAGUUCCCUGCUGAAGGGACUUGUUCGUCUUCAUGACUGCACACGAUCUUACCCUCAGGAGACUUGACUGUAUGGUACCAUAAUUGGUAUGAACCUAUGACAUGAAGCCUGUGAGAGAAUUAGGGGGAUGAUAUGAGGGAGUUAAGGCAUAGGUUGCGACUGAAUGAGGAGCAGGCAGAUCAAUGAUGAGAAGUUGUUUAUUAGAGUAUUGCUGGUAGUUUACAGUACAUGAUACGUGUUUAGCCGAGGAGAAUGGAACAUAUAGGGUGUCUACUGGGAGUGACCCCCCCCACCCAACGUGGAACCCAUGUGUAAUGAUUUAAUCACCAUGUGUGGGGACGGAUGUGACUCAUGCAUGACGACAAAGCUUAUUUCCCUCUGUACUCAUGACAUUUGAUAUAAUAUAUACGGGAAGAUGGUUUUGACAUGAGCCCCGAGGAAUAUGGCUCAUACGUGAAGCAAUUCGCAGUUGGUAGAACUACAUAUGCCUGUGUUGAAAUCAACACAAAUUAGCGUGUGAGUACUCAAAACGUGAGGGGGGGGGGUGAAAGGUGAAGCGGGGGGCCAACCUUGCACGUUGGUGGGAGUAAAUGUGUUUAUGGACCCUACGGGAGGAGGGCCUGUCUGAGCCUGACUGGUGCUCUCUAAGUUAGACAGUCUAUUAUUGAAGGACUGAAGCGUAGCCAGAAUGGAGUUUAGGUCUCCUAUAAUGUCUGAGAUUUCUCCUUGUGAGCUGGUCCCCCAACAUAGAAUUCUCAGUGGUUGUGCUAGGGAUGGAUGGUUCUUGUCUGAUGUUGCCUUCUUGGGACAUACUGAAAAAGAAUAUCACAACAAUGAACUGAUUAAUAACAAUACGGUUGAGAAAUGUAGAACUGACUGGCUAACUAGUGCCGAAGCGAAAAGCUCUCUACCCCGUGACAAGUGAGGCCCUGCUAGUUGCCAAGCGGCUGGUCAGAUUUGGGCGUGGGGCUCGUGGUGGCGCUAUAGACCCGAUAGAAGGAUGAUAGGAGGGUAAAUGCGAGGCUCUAACUAUGAUUUGGGCCGAUGGGCGAAUCUCCGAUUUGAGAUUGGGGGGUUGGCCUCGCGGGACCAGCUACGUUGUAUAGCCAGUUCUCUGACCCUAGACGGGAGCUUGAUGAGGGAGUAAUGUAAUGUAUUGGCAUGUCGAGAUGUGAUUGUGAAAGCAACCUUGAGGCCAAUAUGUUAGAAAAGAAAGAAAAAGGAAGGGAGAGAAAGGAAGAAGACAGAAGAGGAAAGGAGCUGUAGUGGAGUGAGAGGAGAGAGAGAAAAUUAUGUUUAGUACCGUGUAGUUCUUAGAGACAUAGCUGACAGUAUUGUAUACUUAGAUCCUGAGGGUGCUGAAGGGUGCAGGGUAAUAUAGUAGCUCUGGUAGCUACUAUAUUACCCUGCAAGGAGAUUUAGGAAGGCGUCGUGCCAUGAAAGCAUGAUAGUACGUGGCUGAAAGUGGAAGGUGAAAUGAGCAAGGUUUGUUAGAAACAGGAUGAUUGUUUAGAGAUAGUGAGUUUGAAUAAAUGUACGACGUGUUAAUGAGUAGAGCCGUGACUUGUCAAGGCAAGGCGGGAAUCAAGCCCCCUGUACCCUAAUACCCCAUUGUGUAAAUGCGUGGCCUUGUUGAGGCACUUGAUUGAAAAUGUGAACGAAAAGUGUUUAUACCUGAUAGAGGCAGGAGACAAUAAAGAACCAGCUACUGUCUACUGGUAGAAUGCCGUCCGCAACCUGAAAUUAAGGUGCUGUUUUAGAAGGGAAAUUAUAUCCUUUAGGUGACGUCUAAAUAUAUUUAGUCUUCUCUUAAUUAGUAGUAUUAAAUUACGCCAAUCAAGUAAAUUAACUAACAGAUUUUUAGCAGUCAGUAAUAGGCAAUGUUACAAACUCAUGACAGACAAGCAUUAUGUUGAUUCCUUGUAUUAAUAUUGCUUCGGUACUUGAAUUCUGUACCCAACUCCCGAACGGAUCACUUACGAUUCGUCAAACGAAUGACGGGCCACCCGGCCCCUGGCGUGUGCCGCCACUUGACCUCGAUCACCUUUCAAAACACCGAACGACCGACCACCAUGAGAGGGGAGUGUGCCACCACUUAAUCGCCCAGAGAGCUGCGGUUUGCGGUUAACCGCAGGUUAAUUGACGGCCCGAGCCUCCACGUUUGUGCCUUAUUUCCCGAACCUAACUACCGAAAGGGGGGCACGAACGGGGACCACCUACAGCCUGGCUUGUGGCCCCAAUUAGAAUGUUGAAUGUUGCGGUUAACCGCAGGUUAAGGGCCACUUCACGGCGGUCUACGUUCGUCUCCCGAACAGCUGAAACAUCCAGCCAGAGAGCGGGGAUUCGGGCACAGCUCUGGCCGUUACUAGUUCCACGAGGUUGAUGCCAAGGUCCCGCUGCCUAUAGAUUUCCCCAAAAACAUGGCCGCCAUCCCCGGCUCAGAACCAACUAUGCGAACGGACUUUGCAACGAAGAAACUAAGCAUAUGGUUCGUGGGUUUGGAGCGCUCUUCCGUGAACUAUUGCACCUGAAGCUGAGCCAUAGAAUGAGUGGUGGAAGUCCCGAAGUAUGGCUGAAAAUGUUGAAGCUAUAUAUUUUUAACCUUUUUGUUAUGUGUAAUAAAAACGUGGUAUUGUGGGUGCUUGGAGAUAAUCAUAUUGUUAUAUCCAUUGGACUCAUUAUCUCCAAGCUGGGUGGUAACAAAUUCAAACGAUGCAUGUUAUUCUGAUUGGUUGAUACAUUGUAUUAUUCCUGUAUCCCAUCAGGUCCAGAGGAGGCUGUCCCUGGACCUGAGAUUUUGCAUAAAUACCAAUCCCUGUGUGCCAUUAAAGCCAGUUCUUGCUUGACCUUCAAAUCGCAGCCUCGACUCGUUUUGUGGGGACAGGGUAUCCUAGCUGUACCAUAGCUAGUGGGAAUGUUCUACAUUUACAGGAUUCUUCUGGACCUCUAACUGAAGCGGCUUCUCUCGCUCUCACCACUGGUAUCCAGAUCAUCCACGCGGUCCAACUUCCAGCUAGCCUGGGAACAACCGUAACAGGUAACCUCCAUAUGAAUUAGGACAACAUAUAUAAGUGUAAUGGAGAUUGUUUGAGUGCAAAAUGACAAACUUAUUCGACUGAAUCAUCUGACAACAAUGUUUUAAUGUAAUGAAGUGAUAAUGUUGGACAACUUAGGGGCAUUCUUACCCGGAGUGGGUGGGGGGUGUAAGGAAUGAAAGUUGUUAAAGGAGUUUAGGACAUUUAUUGCAAGAUAGCUCCUGACUGAUUAACCGCAGCUUAAUUGACAAUGCUGGGUGGCCUUUGUUCGUUUGCCAAACACGUGACAGCGGCCAUCUUUGUUCAUUUGCACGAGGUCAGCGGUAUGUGUAGCCAAAUUCAUGGAACUAAAAUCGGCUACACAUUUCAAUGAACACCGCUGGCCUGUACCUUCUCCCAUACUGAACUUUCAGCUGCCCGAUGGGACUUAGUCGUUUUUUCAGCCUAAAAUAAACUGACCGCACAACCCAAAUCUAUGGAACUGUUUUGGGCAGGAAAAUGUGCUUGCGGCCGGUCAUAAAGGACUUCCGUCUAACUUUUUAUGGUUAUGUUUAUAUUUAAAGUUUGCUGAUUAAUAAUAUGUAACUUUUAUGAAGAUUGGAUGUGUAGUUUUAAAGUUACAGUGUAUGGGUAAAAACUGUAUUUUUCCUGCCUGUGUUAAUUAUGUUAAACCAUUGUGUACCAUAAUUAGAUCACAGGCAGAGGGGGAGGAUUUUGUAUGUAAUUGCUGGGAGUGUUUCUGUAAUGUACGUGUAUAAUUGGUUGUUUUGGCCCUAUCUAAGGGAAACCUGCAUAAAAUAAAGCCCUGUGCGUGCCAGUAAACAGAAUGACUUGACCCUCUAACUUGCAGCCUUGACUCAUGUUUGUAGGGGACAGCUAUAACCAUUACAAUGAUUGCUAUGCUCUUCAUACUUCCUUAGCUACUGAGCUCUUGUAAGAGCUCUUGUUCCUGAUCCUGCUUCGCUCUACAGAAGGAAGAGGUUCACCUACUGGAGGCUGGUCGUAGGUCCAGGGUGGAUAGCAGAUGGUGAGAUCCUAGCCCAGCAGCAGCGGUUCGUUGAGUCUGCAGUGCUUAUGGUGUCUACGGUGCUGAUGGUCAUUUGGUGAGCGCUAGGAGCAUCCUUUCUAUGGUCCAACUUCUAGCCAGUCUGGGUUGAUGCAUUUCGUAGGAACGACCACGAGGUGGGAGCCAUCUUAUGCCCACGAACGAAGGUAGCGGUGUUUGGGCAUCAAAUCUUCUGAAACUAAAAUCGGACACAGAAACUCCUGAACGCCGCUGGACUUCCAUCAUCGCCUGCGUUCGUUUCUAUAUGACUCAGAAGGGCCAGACCAGGCUUCCCCAAGCACUAGGUUCCAAUGGGGGAACCUCUCUUCCUCCCAGAGAGCAAAGCAGGAUCAGGAACAAGAGCUCUUACUAGAGCUCAGUGAAGCUAAGGGAAUAUGCAGAGCAUAGCAAUCCCUGUAGUGAUUAUAGCUCCCCCCUCCAAACACGAGUCAAGGCUGUGAGUUGAGGAUCAAGUAGAACUGGUUUAAUGAGCAUAUAGAUCUUUCUUAUAUACACAUUUUCUUACAAGGUUACCACCCACGUGGUACACAGGACACAAAGUUACUACAGCCAAUCAACACAGUACAGUAAAGUCAGGCACUCCCAGCUAAGGCACACAAACCCUCCCCUCUGCCUGUGAUAUAAUUCUUGAACACAAUGGGCUAACUUAAUUACCACAGGCAGAAAAUAUACGAUUUUACCCCAAAACACAGAAACUCCCCAAAACAGCAUAUCUCCAUAAAUCAUACAUCCCUGGAUAACCCUUAUCUGGGUGAACAACAUAUCCAAAACUCACCAACCGCAAGCAUGGCUUUCUUGCCCAAAACAGUUCACAGAUUUAGGCUGUGCGGCCAGUCUAUCUUCUCCUCUAUCCUGGAGAUAAUUGGCUUAAAGGGACACUCCAAGCACCCAGACCACUUCUGCCCAUUGGAGUGGUCUGGGUGCCAACUCCCACUACUCUUAACCCUGCAAGUGUAAUUAUUGCAGAUUUUAUAAACUGCAAUAAUUACCUUGCAUGGUUAACUCCACCUCUAGUGGCUGUCUACUAGACAGCCACUAGAGGGCACUUCCUGGAUUCUAGCACAGGAAGUGCUAGAGCGUCGCUGGACGUCCUCACGCCACAAUAGCGAGGGCUGAUGAGUGUGGUGACAUUCUGUCAUCAAACUAAUAUGGUGACCAGGGGUCAUGUGACCAAGCUACAGUGGGAUAAGCUUUACCCUUUGAAAUGGUAAUUGUGUAAUACAAUACCUUUACAAGUCAGGAGAGAGAUAACCACUUCCCCCUUUCUCCAUUCCUCCCUGUUCCUUCUUGGCUGUGCUACUGAGCAGUCCCUUAAGCAGACAUGGCCUAAUUUCUAUCAUGGUGAACUGUGAGUGGGAUUUUAUAAGAUGUAGUUGUUAUUGUUGUUGGUAUAGUUAGUUAGAUUGUGUGUCAUUAUUUGUAUGUUGUUGUUUUGUCUCUGAAUAAAUAUUUGUUAAAGUAGACGGACCAGAGUUUAUAUGUGUAUGCGUACAUAAUAAUUUAUAGAGUUUGGUGAUACACCACAAUGAGAGAUUGAGGAGGGACAAAGCGUCUGGCAGUGUCCCUGGGACAACGCCCUGCUGGAGAAACAAUAGGACAGGAAAAAGGGGGAGGGGAAGAGGCACAUUUUCCCAUGGAUUUAAAGGGUCAAAAAAAAGUGUUUUGCAAUCCAAUAAGCCCAAAUAGACUUUUUAAAUGGCAAUACACCUCAGGGGCCAUAGUCACAGGGCAAGAGGUUGGCAAGCAAGCCUCUCCAAAAGUCAGUGGCAAAGUGUAGUUUGUCACACCAUGAUUCUAUGAAUGAAAUAUAUAGGCUGAGAUUCAUGGGAGUUGUAGUUCAGCAACAUCUUGAGGGCUGGAGUUUGGAGAAGCCUGAUGUAGACAGUUGGUCAAAAUUAUGGCUUCCAAGGAAAUCCCGAACCACUGGGUAAUUUUUGGAAAUGUUGGUACCCCAGAUCAGUGGAUGUGACUUUUGUGGAGUUUUUGUGUGUUUUGGAGGUAUUUGGGGGUUUUUGUUUUAUUGCCUGUUUCUGUUCAGAGAGAUAAUUCACUUAUAUGUUUGUGUGCUCAGGUAAUUAUCUCUCAGGCAUAGGGGAGGAGUAUGUUAGAUGUUUGCUUGUAACUAGUCUCCUCUCAGGUCCAGGGGGAGGAAUUAUCCUGUUUUGUGUGGGAGUGUUGUGGACAUGUUUGACUGUGUCUAAACUGUAUAAAAGCAAACCAUCUGGCCAGAUUAAAGGAUUCCAGUUUGUACUCCCAGAACUGUGUAGUCUGGUUACUGGGAGGGGAAAGAGCUAAUCACUGUUCUAGUGUGAAUGAUUCAACGGGAAAGUCCUUGUAAGGACUAGAGCUCCCAUCACUGAGUGCUGUCCAGUGCCUGGGGGUGGAUAGAGCGAGUUCCCCAUUCGGCUCCAGGAGGUAGUGGUUCCUUGUGGUUCCCCAUGCACCCCUACAUAUCGUAAAAUCUUACCUUUAUUCAAGUCUGCUGCUGGCUCUGCCCCUGAUCUGCCUCCUUGGCUGACAUCAUCAGUAGUGAUUAUAUUAGCCAAUCACAAUGCUUUACCAUUGGAAAGCAUUGGAUUGGCAGAGCUGGUCAAUGAGGCAGACCAGGGGCAGGGCCAGCCCAGCACAAGCCAAACACAGCUCUUGCCAAUCAGCAUUUCCUCAUAGAGAUUAAUUGAAACAAUGUAUUCAGUUCAGUGUCUAAAUGCAGAGUGUGGUCCUUAAGGUGGUAUGCAGUCCAGCAGUUCCCAUUUCUAGCGGAUGAUGACUCUCCAGAGGGUGAGGCCUGUUGUGAGAGGCCUUUGAGGAUAAAAUUGAAUUCAGAAGUCCGGAGAGGUCAUGGCUUUAUGACAUUUGGGAAAAUAGGGAACACCUACUGGAUCUCUUAGAAGCAACUGAUCUGAACCCUGAUUUGACCCAUCUGGCCACCAUGGAGUGGGAGUUUGAACUAGAUUACAGGCAAUUGUUUUACUCUGCAAAGCAACAGGUACCAGAGAUUGGGCAUUUAAUAGACCUUACAUCUGAGUAUGUUGGUCAGGUAGAUGUGGAAGGAACCAUAUUCUCCUCACCUGGUAUUAUCUCUAGUCUAGGUGAACUGGAACGGGCCAUAGGUCCAUGGUGACCGGUGUUCGCGGGAGUACCUGGCCGAAAUGAGUUCCAGGCACUUGACUACCACACCACGGAUGCCCUUUUCCCCAUACACAACACAAAUAAAUCCAAAGGCACAAAUAUCACAUCUGUUCCAUAACCUCUUACACAUGAGCCAAAGCUUAAUGCUGGGAGAAAGCUGUUUUUUUUGUUUGUUUUUUUUAAUUCUUUAUUUUUGAGUGCAUAAAGAAUAAGCAUUUACAUAUGCAUUUGCCAUGCCCCAACAGCAUGUACACACAAUAUGAUAAUGAACAUCAAUUUGGUAAGGCAUGGCAUGGGAACACAAUGCACAUUUUUUUAUAUAUAUACUGACAUAAACAUAAGUAGUUAUGAGGUGAGUAUCAAAAAUGCAUGACAAUCCCCUGUCCAUUCUCCCUAUUCUCCUGGUAUUGUUCCCAUAGGUCCCAUGUCCUGCCAAUUUUUUUGGUGGUGUGCCUGACCAGAGAGGUUAACCUGUCCAUUUGGUAGUUAUCCUUUAUCUUAGCUAUCACUAGUGCCAUGGGGGGCGUUUCCAGGCAGAGCCAAUUCUGCGCUAGCGCCCUUCGGGCCGCCAGGUAAAUCAUGUUUAACAAUUGUUGCUCUAGGCGUGGGAGGCCAUCUGUUGGCCUGGAGAGGAGGCAGGCCCAGGGGUCCAACCGCAGGGGUCUCUGCAAUAUGUUCAAGCUUAGGUUGGUGAUUCGAACCCAAUUAGCCUGUACUGAGGGGCAUUUCCACCACAUGUGCACUAAUGUGCCUUGUUCCCCGCACCCGUGCCAACAGAGAUCAGUGGGAGUGAUCUGCAUGCGGAAUUGUUUUAGUGGAGUGAUGUACCAUCUGAAAAGCGUUUUGAAUGAUUUCUCUUGGAGGGUGACACAUAUGGAUGAUCAUGCUGUGGCCUCCCAUAUGUCCUGCCAGUCGGAGCCCUCCAGUGUCUCUCCCAGGUCUGCCUCCCAUUGGUCCGUGUAUCGGAGCUCCCCCCACUCAUUGGCUUCCCCGCUAAGGUGUGAGUAUAGUGAUGAGAUAAGUCCCUUGGGGUGUUUUUCCGGAUAGCAAAUGUUCUCAAACCAGGUGAGGGGGAGGGUUGCCGUCUCCUUGACACCUUUGGAGCUAGCAAAAUCUCGUAUCUGUAUGUAGCGGAAAAAGUCCCUGUUUGUUAGGGGGGAUUCUUCCCUGAGCUGAUCGUAUGUGACUACUUGACCGUUUUUGUAUAGGUGGCAGUAUCUCUGGAUACCUGCCUUCUCUAGGCCCCUAAAGUCGCCUGUCGUCAUUCCCGGUGGGAAGGAUCUGUUCCUAAGCACGGGGGUCAUUGGGGAGGGGAACCUACUUAAAGAGUAUUUAGUUUCUAUUUGAUCCCAGAUUCUUAAGGAGUUUAUCGCCGGGCAGGUUAUCCUGGGGAGUGCUCUGUGUCUCUUGUGUAGCCAGUUUAUUUUGACUGAGUGGAGUCUGCCUAGCCAUGAGAUGGGUUUGUCUGUCCACUGCUCCAGGUCCCUUAGGAGUGUGCGAAUCAGUGGGGAGUAGUUAGUCUCGUGUAGGUGUUCGUGUUGCGCCAUGUUGUCAGUAGUGAUGGGUAGACAAUAUCUUUCAUAUAUUUGUGCUCUAUCCUGGGCUGGGAGGUGAAAUGGCAGUGCCAUGGAUUUGUUGAGGUUUACUUUAUAGCCAGAUAGGGCUCCAUACGUGGCCAACAGGUCCGUCAUGUGGCCCAUGGAGGUCAGGGGGUCGGUGAGAGUCAGCAGUACGUCGUCUGCGUACGCUGAUACUUUGAAGGUUUUCUCUGCUACCCGUAUUCCUUGUAUGUGUGGGUGUUGGCGUAUAGCCUACAGUAGUGGUUCUAAGGAGAUGGCGAGUAGCAGUGGCGACAAUGGGCAGCCCUGGCGUGUUCCAUUCUGGGGGUGGAAGGGGGUCUUUGUGGCCCCUGCAAUCAGGGUUUGAGCUCUCAUGUUUGUAUAUAGAGCGCGUAUGGCCUGGAUAUAAGCGGCUGGGAAUCCCCACUCUUCCAGGAGGCUAAACGUGUAUGGCCAUUGCACCCUGUCAAAGGCCUUCUCCGCGUCCAAGGAGAUGGCCAGUGAGGGCUUUUCGGAUUUCUGCAUGUACCAUGUUGAUACCGCCCCUCUACGUGUAUUUUCAUAUAGUUGUCUACCGGGGAUAAACCCCACCUGGUCCGGGUGGAUUAGGUGUGUGAGCAUCAGUGCCAACCUAGCCGCCAGGAGUUUUGCAUAUAUUUUAAGGUCCGAAUUGAUCAGGGAGAUGGGCCUAUAGUUUGAUGCGAGUUCAGUGUCUUUCCCUGGUUUUGGGAUGAGUGAGAUUGUGGGCUAAUGCCAUGUCGGCGUCGGCUGCGCCGCCCGUCAUAAAGUGGUUAUAUAAAGAGGUGAGGUGGGGGGCCAGAUCUUCUCAAAAUUUCUUGUAGUACCCUAUCUCGUAGCCGUCAGGGCCUGGGGCUUUAUUCCCUUUUAGGACUGCUAUGGCCAUUUUUACUUCUAAUUGGGAGAUUGGUUCCUGUAAGUUUGUGGCAUCCCUAUCUGUUAUCUCUGGAAGAUUUAUGCUGGCAAGGAAGGUGCGCAAUGAGGACCGUGUUUGUUCCAGUGUGCUUUGUGGGUGUUGGGCCUGACCGUAAAGGUUUGAGUAGAACUCUGUGAAUACCCUGUUUGUGUUGGGGAGUUGUUGCUAGUUCCCGAGUGAGCGUGCGUAUUUUUGUGAUGGGUUUGUAGUCCCCUCGGGGGCGUAGUGCUCUGGCUAAUAGGGAGUCCAUUUUGUUGGUCUUUUCAUAGAAUAAUCGCCUAGAUCUCUGGAUCGAGUGUGCGACCCCUUCUAGCAGAAUCCCUCUAAUUGAGUGUCUUAGUGCGGUGAGUUCUGCUAGUUUUUCGGUGGUGGGAUUAUGUUUGUGCUGCUGUUCUGCUUUUCGUAGGGCAGCCUGAAAUUCUAUCAGUGCUCGGGUGUUGCAUUUCUUUUUGUGUGUUGCCACUUUUAUGAAGUGUCCUCUCAUGACCGCUUUGUGGGCCGCCCAUGUCGCCACUGGGUCUACCUCCGGUGUGGUGUUUUGCUUAAAGUAUUCUGUGAUAAGAGUGCGCGCUGUUUAGUAAGCUUGUGUUAAGUCGCCAGGUCCAAGAGGCAGAGUAUUUGAGUUUGUCUAAUGUGAUCGAUAUAUCCGCAUGGUCCGACCAGGUGAUACUGCCUAUGUCGGAAUGCACUAGUUUGGACAUCCCUACACCGUUAAGGAAUAUGUGGUCUAUUCUCGAGUAUGUGCCGUGGGACGCUGAGUAGAACGUGUAGUCACGUGAAUCUGGGUGCUGGAGCCUCCAAGAGUCCAAGAGCUGUGUGUUGGUGAGGAAUGUAUGCAGUAGUUUUUCCUGUGCACCCCUCCCGUGGGACCUGGGUGAGCCUGUUCUCGUGCUCCUGUCUAUGGCUGGACUUGGUGCAGCGUUGAAGUCGCCCCCCACCAGUGUUAUCCCCCCCCCCCGUCAGUGUUUGUUAUUGAUGUGAGGGUGUCCCAGUAUGUAGGGUCUGGUACGUUAGGGGCGUACACAUUAAUGAUUCUUAUUUUUGUGCUGUGUAUCGUGCCUGUUACAACGAUGUAGCGGCCCUCUGGGUCAGCUUGUGUCCCUGUCACUAGGAGUGGGCAGGUUUUGUGUACUAGUAUUACCACUCCGGCGCGUUUGUGCAGUGUUCUAGCUUCGUAGGUCUGUGGGAAGUAUCUGCUUCUUAGGGUUGUUGGUGCUGUUUUGGGUAUGUGGGUUUCUUGUACGAGGGCAAUGUCGGUUUUGCGUGAUUUCAGGUCUCUAAGUAGAAGCCUGCGUUUAUUCGGGGUGUUUAGUCCCUUGACGUUGAGGGAUACGAUUUUUAGAGCCAUAUGUCGGGUGUGGCGCUAGUAGUGUAGUGAUGAAUUGGUGUGGUCACCCACUUUGUUGAGAGGUCAGUCUCACUCUCUUCAUGGGUGAAUCCCCCCGUCCGAGCUGCGAGGACCGAACACCGCGGUUUGUGGUGUAACCUUGUCUGUGGAAGCCUUUUGUGGUGAACCUGUACCGUGGAAGGAAAAUGCACAACGUAAAUAUAAAUAUAUACAAACUUAAACAUAAACACAGGCUCUGGUCUUACACGUCUGCCAGAGAGGACUGGGGCGUGGGUCUCCCCCGUCCAAGUAGUGUAUGUUUUCAGAUUUAGCUAUGUACAGUGAAUCUGUAUUUUGUGUAUGUGGUGAUGUGGCUGAGAUGCUGGAGCCUUAGUGGAGUCGCGCAGCGGGAGGGUCCGUAUGCGUCUCUGGCUCUGGGAAUGUGUGAGGUGUGGCGGUGGUGGUGCGGUCAGUAAGGUUGUAGGGGUGUAUGUGCUGUAUUGUUGGUGUGUGGCGUGCAUGUGUCGGUGGGCAAGCAGGCACUUGCAUUUGUCACAUUCGUUUGGAGCUAAUGAUGACCGUAGGUCCGGUCGUUGUGCCAUGGGGUGAGGUGUAGGGAAAGGUUGGAGCCCAGUUUCCCGGGCUGGAGUGUUGUGAUUACCCAAGAGUAGGUCAGGGGUUUGUGUUUCCUACCCCUUUCCUUAAAAAAAAAAAAAAACCCUGGCCUGUGUCACUAGGUGCUACAUACUUCGUAUACAGGUUGUGAACGUGCAGUUCAUUGUAAGGUUGAGAAGCGGCCUGUAGUUCAAUGUCCCAGUGUCAGGCCCUGCUUGGCUUUUUUUUAAAUCUCUCUUUUUUUGUUUGGGUGGUGUUGUCCGUGAGUUGCCCUUUGCUGUUGCGCCUUUCUGACUUGAGGCGACGAGGUGAUGGGUCGGGUCAACUGGGGGACCAUUGUGGUGUACCUGUGGCCUGCUGUACGGGUUGGGUCAGUCUUCGUCGUGUUGGGUUGGGGUGAGUUGCAUAUCAUCCCUGGGAAGUCCAGUAAUAAGUUGAAUAGCUCCUGCAAUUUUGCUUGUAUAUCUUCCGCCUCGGUUUCGUGGAAGACCUUGAUCCUGAGAUUAUUUCUGCGCCCCCUGCUAUCUAUGUCGUCCAGCGAUCUUUGAAGCUGAGACAUUUGGGUUUCGUGGGUGUCUAAACAGCUGGACAGGAUUUUAAGUUGGGCCUGUACUUGCCCCCUGUCUUCCUCCAAGUCAUGUACACGGUGGCCGGAUUUUAGCACUCAGUCCCUCCAUCUUGUGCUGGAAUGAGGUUUCAAGUUUCUCCAGCAUUGCUGUGAGGUCUGCCUUGGAGGGCAAAUUUUGGAGCAGGACUCUGUUGAGGCUGCUGAGGUCUCUGAUGCUGCAGGGCUGGGCGGAUUGAAGAGGUGUUCUCCCGCCAUCGGCGCCAUGUUUACACUGCUGUGUUCCGUCGUGUGGCCGGCAUGCUCUUUGAAGAAUUUAGAGACCGAGCCCGGUCUCUCGGGUGCUUUCCCGCUACCUGUGUGGGCGCCCUGGGUCCUUUUGGGGUUCCCCAUGCUGGUCGGUGCUCGUGCUCCUGCUGUUUUAGUGCCUGCGGUGCCGGAGCCGAGUUAACAUGUGGCCAUCUUCUCCGAUGGUCGGCCACGCCCCCGGGAGAAGGCUGUUUUAAUGGAAGCACAGGCAUCAAAUUUAUACAGUCAGUAAAAUCCUCCUCUGUACCUGAGAGAUAAUGGAGUCAGGAACUGUACAAACUCAAUUAUCUCCAGGGGCAGAAAAUUAUAACAAACUUCUGGAAUAAAAGGGAAUCAUGACAUGUCACACAUGUCAUGUGUCCUUAAGGGGUUAAACACCCCAAAAGUACCCCCCUAAAUGCAGGGAAACCCCACAAAAGUCAUUGUAGCUUGAAACCUGGUAACCCGACUGGUUACCUCCGCUAGUUCCCUUCCUUCAGCCGAUCAGGAACUGUUACAGGGUUAGGGGAUCUUUGAAGCUGAGACAUUUGGGUUUCGUGGGUGUCUAAACAGCUGGACAGGAUUUUAAGUUGGGCCUGUACUUGCCCCCUGUCUUCCUCCAAGUCAUGUACACGGUGGCCGGAUUUUAGCACUCAGUCCCUCCAUCUUGUGCUGGAAUGAGGUUUCAAGUUUCUCCAGCAUUGCUGUGAGGUCCAAAUUCUGGAAAGAGGUGUGUCUCUCCCUUCAAAUUCAACGCAAACUUUCAUCCGCCUAUCAUCCCCAAACUAAGGGCUGGACGGCACUCAGUCCUAGAAGUUCUUAGUCCUUACAAGGACUUUCCCCGCUGCAUCCCCUGCAAGCUGGACACAGGGGUUAAAUCUUCCGUCCCUCCAGUAACCAGAUGGAAAAAAGUUCUGGAGGUUAAAACAAUGACAAUCUUUAUUUGGAACACAUUGCUUUUAUUCACUGAGUGGGUCUCCAUUCAGUUCAACACAAUUCCAGGCAGGAGGGGGUUGGGUUACAGAUCGCAUUCUCUUGCACUAGGAGAUAUCAGCAGUACACAGGGGCACACAUUAAAACAUAUUACAUAUGGGGGGUGUCCUUUGUGGCUCAGCACCUUGGGAAGGGGUCACAUAGAUAAAACCUACAUCACUAGAUAACCCUGGGUCCCAUCUGGGAUCCCUGCAAAAAGCAGGGGAAAUUGGAUUUACAGAGCCCAAGAAAUCGUCUAAAUUCUGGGACUCGAGGGUCUGUACACCCCUGUACAGAAUUCCAUGAAGUUGCUUGGAUUAGUCUGGCGAAUUCAAACUUAGCGCUUGGAUUGCGGGAUAAAACUUACCAGGAAAGGUUAAAGGAUCUUAACAUGUAUAGCUUGGAGGAAAGACGAGACAGGGGGGAUAUGAUAGAAACAUUUAAAUAUAUAAAGGGAAUCAACACAGUAAAAGGAGGAGACUAUAUUUAAAAGAAGAAAAACUACCACAACAAGAGGACAUAGUCUUAAAUUAGAGGGACAAAGGUUUAAAAAUAAUAUCAGGAAGUAUUACUUUACUGAGAGGGUAGUGGAUGCAUGGAAUAGCCUUCCAGCUGAAGUGGUAGAGGUUAACACAGUAAAGGAGUUUAAGCAUGCGUGGGAUAGGCAUAAGGCUAUCCUAACUAUAAGAUAAGGCCAGGGACUAAUGAAAGUAUUUAGAAAAUUGGGCAGACUAGAUGGGCCGAAUGGUUCUUAUCUGCCGUCACAUUCUAUGUUUCUAUGCUUAAACCAAGCAACAACCAAUCAGCUGAAAGACGCAGAACAGAAUCGGGCCAAUCAGUUCGCAGGAAGGAGGGGGUUUCGCCGCCCAAUCAAGGGAAAUGGCGCAAAACCCCGUUUGAGCGGGCGCUCCUUCUCUGAUUGGUCGCCUGCAUCCUGCAACAGCCAGUCAGCGCUCACUCGUGCUGACCAAGCAGGAGAAUGGUGUGAACCCAGUUUUAAUGAGCGCUCCUUCUCCCAUUGGUCAGCACAGACUUCCAGGCGGCCAGCAGGACUUCUGUGGCUGUGUAGCAGACUCACAGCUCCAGGGAUUCCACUAGGGCUCGUGCCUCUCUCCAGCAGUUACCUAUACUUAGGCAGCCCCAGACAGAGCGCUCCUGGGCAGCCACGAGCCAGACCUCGUAGCUCCCGGGCAGAGGGAAACCGUGACCAUAGCUCCGUUGGAAAACGGGUAGGGCAGUCCCUAACAAGGGGACCUGAGACAGGAUAGGGCGGCAAAACUCCUCUCCUCCCCGAGCGCCAAUUGAUAUAAUCAAGUUUUGUGCCCCUUCGCCUAAUUGGGUGGCAAAACCCCUCUUCUCCCUGCGAGCUGAUUGGCACGAUUUGGUUUCUCGUGUUUCAGCUUAUUGGUUGUUGCUUGAUUUAGGUGCGAAGUUUGAAUUCGGGAUACGAAUGCUGCCUCUGGUUGGUGUUCAGUUAUACGAACCGGCGUCCACCCAGGGGAAGCACGCGUCGCUUGUGGUUUUCACACCUCAUUAUGAGGUGUGAACGUUCUAAAUAGACAUUCUAAAUUAGGUGUUGAGGUGGUCCCUGUUCAGGAACUCUCCUGAACGGGGAUAAGGUAAAACACGAAUACAACACAAUUACAUAUAGAUACAUGGGGAAACACAUGAAAAUAAUCAUUGGGAACAUAAAGUACAAGGCCGUAUGAAUAUUCAGAGGGCAUGGCACUUAGUGGCAGUGGCCUGUUACAGUCAUAUCCCGUUCGGUAGUUUUGGAUCACUAUCGGAGGGAAGGUUUGUCCGGUCUGCCACGAGGUUGAAGCUCAAAAUAGUUAAAGGGAAAUUGUGGCCAGAGCCAGUCUCCAUUCGUGGGGUAGAGGAAAGCUGGGUUGUGUAAAAUGCUCCCUGUGUUCAGUAUUCUGUAACUCCUGAACGUAUUUGUCUAGGUGAACUGGAACGGGACAUAGGUCCAUGGUGACCGGUGUUCGUUGGAGUGCCUGGCUGAAAUGAGUUCCAUGCACUUGACUACCACAUCCCACUGCCAGCAUUCAGGAGACAAGAUGGCCGCCAUCCAUUGUCCCAACCACAUGCAUUCGUAUGUACGAAAUGGCGGCCACCCAGUGGAGCAUUCUAUUAUAUUUUGUUUUCGUACAAGAUACAUAAAGUUCCAUGUUUUAAUUGGUUUCUGGGGUGGUCUCGGUUCGGGAACCAAACAAACUAGACUAAAUAACCAACAGAACUAAUCCAAACAGCCGAAAGGAGCUGAUGGGGUAUUCCUUGACAAGAAGUAGUCGGUGUAUGUCCCCAGCGGUGGUGUGAGUUACAGGGAGAGGAGAUAGUCAGUCUCUCUCCCCAGCGGCAAAGUGCAAUUCAGGGAAAGGAGAUGGUCAGUCUUUCUACCCAGCGGCAAAGUGUAACCCCAGCAGAAGAGCUGGCCUCUGCCCACAAAUUGCAGCAACGCUGUAAAUUGAGAGUGAGGAGGACAGCCUUUUGGUGAUGGUGGAGCUGGUGGAGUACACCACCACCCCAGCUGAAGCGCUGGCAUCUGGACAGAGUGCCACUUGCCUCUGCCCAAACCCACUGGUAGCCCACAAGCCUGAGGAAUGAGAUACAGCUGGCCCUGAGGAAGAGUUGAUCCCCGGGCAAAGCACCGCUAACCUCAGCCCUUUUCCACAAGCACUGGGGAUCUCUAUCCAGUAUAGGUGGAUGGGACUAUGGUCUCUACCUCUGGUCCCUGGGGAGGCUCGACAGUGAGCUUCCAUCCCCAAUCCUAUGUCAGAGGUGGCCCAGUCUGCCUUCCCUCCAGUGGCUGAGAGAUUAAUUGAGACAGGACAGUGGGCACACAUCACCAGCGGCAGGUAUAUUCUUCAGUAGAUGCAGAGGUCGGCUGGGUGAGUGCUCCUCUUGCAUGGGUAAUUUGUGUUGGGUACCGAUUUGGUGAUGGCCUUGGUGGGCUAGAUAUACUGACUAACUUCGGAGUCAACUCCCCUGUAUUGGUAUCCUUCCGAAGGGGGAGAAAUAUACUGGAAACUAUCCUGGACUAGAGAGACAGGGUUCCAGAUUUGCUAUUGGGGUGUGUGGGUGUCACGGUAGCCCCCUGAGAGUGGAGUCAUAUGGGGAUAGAUUUGAGUUUGGGAAGGGGCAUGGCAGAUCCCCCUUGCUUAUUAGGGGCACAGGGUGACCAGGAAGCCCAGUCUGGGAAGCCGGCCCAAACCAGACAUCCAUGGAAUGAUUCUCUAUGAGGACUCCAUGUGCCCGACAGGGACAAACUUACAAACUAUGUGGAACUUUGUUGAGAAGGCUGCCAGGAUGGAUGGACCUUUUGGCAUUAACUCAGGCACAGACCGAUUGGAGGUCUGGUACCUGGUUAGUCUACCUGUGGGGGAGUCACCAUCACUGGGGAUGGAAGACACACUAUAUUUGGGUCCCCAGAUUCAUCUUGUGUUUUGGUCACUGUGGUGGAACAUACUGCUUCUUUAGACUGUUUUACUUUUUAUAUGUUCAGGUGUUAUUUUACCCAAACCUGUGGCAGAAUAGCCACCUGUUCGUGAAUCUCCCUUCUCUUUUACACGUGUUUCCCCUGCAUUUUCGUUCAUUGUUCCCGCUCCCCGUUCAGGAAUGCUUUCCUGAAAGUAAUUCAUUCACCUCCCAGAUACCUAAUUUAGAAUGUUCACACCUCGGCAACAUAAGUGUCAAAACCGCAAGGAAAACAAUUGAUGAGUGUUCUCCUGGGUGGCCGCUGCCAGGGGAGCAUUAGUGGGUGUUUCCUGGCUCAUUCGUCUCCUGAACAAGGACCUCCCCAGUGCCAUAUUAAAAUGUUCACACCAAUUAAUCAGGACGUUCGCACUCGCAACAUAAGUGUAAAUCUGCAAGGGAAGUAAUUCAUGAGUGCUCCCCUGGGUGGUCGCCAUUCGUAUAGACUAACACCAGCCAGGGGAAACAUUCAUACCCCGAAAGGACAUGCUUCCCUUGUCUGGGUUUCACACUGGGACCUCGUGAACAGGGGCUAGUUGAUGAAAGGACCGUUGUGAGGGUUGGUGUGGGCACUGUUGGGGCUCUGACGAGUUUAGCCGGCUUUCCUGAGCCUGAGUGACAAAGAGACCAGCUCUUUUCCCACGGGCGGGCUUUUCUGUGCCUGGGAGACAAAUGGAUGGUCUCUUUUUCACAAACCUGGACUCCCAGGCACAGAGGCUCAUGGGAAGAAGACCCUUUGGGGUGGGAAUCCCUGUCUUUUUAGUGGUGGGCUUUGGGGGAUCCUGGGAUGUGAACCAGCUAUUCAAACAACGUUGAGGAGAUGGGAACUUCCGACUGGGGGAGCAUUUAUAGUUACAUAGUUACAUAUCUGAAACGAGACUUGCGUCCAUCAAGUUCAGCCUUCCUCACAUUUGUUUUUUGCUGUCGAUCCAAAAGAAGGCAAAAACACAGUUUGAAUCACUUCCAAUUUUGCAACAAGCUAGGAAAAAAUUCAUUCUUGACCCCAGAAUGGCAGUCAGAUUUAUCCUUGGAUCAAGCAGUUAGUACUCUACAUUGAAAGAUUAUAUCCUUGAAUAUCCUGUUUUUGCAAGUAUGCAUCUAGCAGCUGUUCGAACAUCUGUACGGACUCUGAUAAAACCACUUCUUCAGGCAGAAAAUUCCACAUCCUUAUUGUUCUUACAGUAAAAAAAACCUUUCCUUUGCCUUAGACGAAAUCUUCUUUCUUCCAGUCUCAACACAUGACCUCGUGUCCUAUGUAAAGUCCGGUUUGUGAAUGCAAUGGUUUGUAUUGGCCCCGAAUAUAUUUGUAUAAUGUUAUCAUAUCCCAUCUCAGGCAACGUUUUUCUAAACUAAAUAGGUUUAAAUUUGUUAACAUUCACUCCCUGAAACUAAAGGAAUACGGUGUUCGCACAGGAACCCACAAACUGAUACCGGCUGGGACACCUAUUCCUUUGGAACGGUUUUCGGCUUUCACCUCGUGGACGGCCAGUCAGAACUUCACCCCGAUGGUGAUUCCAUUCUACUGAACGGAUCUGAGUGCUGUUUAGCCAAGUUGGGUGGCCAGACCAGGGCUAUCCGGGGAUAUAACUAUUGUGGGGUUCCUGUUCAUAUUGGGGGUACUUUUAGGGGAUUGUAUAAUAUUUUAUAUAUUUUCCUGUAACUGAGAGAUAAUUGAAUUAUAGCUUUAUGACUCCAUUAUCUCUUAGACAUAGAGGGUCCUGGGGGGGAAAAACCUUGUAAUUUUGCUAUUGAGACCCCGUGCUAGGGGUCAGUGCAUAAACGUUGUGUGUGGCCAAAUAAAAAUUCUGUGUGAUCAGUUGUGUCUCUCUGCUGGUGUUAAUAAUUUAGCAAUUCUUACUGCGUUAGACAGUGUGUGUGAUUAGUUGUCUGUCUGCUGGUAUUAAGUACGUUAGUGGUUCAUACUGUGUUAGACAGUGUGUGAUCAUUUGUGUGUCUCUGCAGGUAUUACGUAACUUAGCAGUUUUUACUGCAGUUUCUGGAAUUUUGUGUCUGUCUGCAGGUGUUCUUAUUGCUAACAAUUUGUGAUUUGGCAGUUUGUUUGAUCAAUCCUCACUCUGAAAGAUUUUAUGUCAGGGGACACUUUGUCUGUGACAGUCUCUUUGCAGACAUUGUGUGUUUGUUACCAGUUGUAUGUGUGUCUCAGUGGACAGUCUGUUUGCAGACAUUACGUAAUAUCUUUCACAUGUAGUUGUGUCUCUCUCUCUUUCAGGGGACAGUCUCACUGCAGACAUUAUAUGAUAGACGUGCAGUCUAAUGGCUGUUAUGUCAUCAUAGGAGAGAACAUCGCUCACAGUACCCUGAAUGCGUUAGUGCAAUAUCAUCAACAGACUGGCAUCCAGCCAUACGGUGAAAUGCUGGGUGGGCCCUGUAACAAGGUACUGGCUUUAUAGUAUACUAUCUGCAGGACAAUAAUUAUUACUUAUUCGGUAUACAGUUUAAGAAACGGUUCUUCUUAUAAAUAAUAAUAAUAAAAAAAUAGAAUUAAUAUAUUACAAUGUACAAUGUCUUAGAAGUUUACCCUGGAGAAGCUUGUUAUUGCGGGAUUAUCACACUGGAGAAGCUGGUUAUUGGUAGUUAUCACACUGGAGCUGGUUAUUAGGAGAGAUCACUCUGGAGCAGCUAGUUAUUGGGGGAUAUCACACUGGUGCACCAUAUCUUAUGGUACCGUUAUAGAAAUGUAUGGAGGAACUUUGGUCCGUGAUGAAGUAACGGAUAAUAAUUAUCCUUAAAAAAAGCUUUUCUAUAAAUUAGCCAACGAACUCCGUACCAGCGAUCUACCAUCAACAAAUAAGUAACAAAAAACAAGGAGAGGUGGUAAACCUGUUUAUAAAUUCAAAGUUAAUAAAUAAAGAGUAGAUACAAAAGGACGGUAGUAGAAUUGAAUAUAGACAGCCUCUCUCCCAUGUAAUUACCCUGACGAAGGUGCAAGUAGGUUAGCACCGAAACGCGUGUCAGGUUGUUCUCAGCUAUGGGUGCUUGAUUCACUUCAUGUUGUUUUUUAUACUAUUGGUUAUUUUUCUACUUGUUAUUCAUGACUUAAUUUAGUCAUUUUUUUUCUACUCACUUUUUUUUCUCCUUAUGCCUAUCUAGUUAGAUUACAAGGGAGAGAGGCUGUCUAUAUUCAAUUCUACUACUGUCUUUUUGUAUCUACUCUUUAUUAACUUUGAAUUUAUUAACAGGUUUACCACCUCUCCUUGUUUCUUGCUACUUAUUUGUUGAUGGUAGGUCGCUGGUACUGUGUUAAUUGGCUAAUUUAUAAUAAAGCUUGUAUUUUUUAAGGAUAUUUAUUAUCCUUUACUUUACCACGGACCAACGUUCCUCCAUACGUUUAUUAUUGAUCCUGUUGUCUUUCCAGGUAGCUAUUCUCUACGUUUCGUGUGAGAUGUGCAAUUUUUAUUUUUUCAUAUAGACCCAAUGGUCCUGAUAGUCCUGCUGGACCCUUUCAGAUGUCUGCUUCUUAAAUUUAGUGAGUUCAUUCCUAGAUUUCAACAAUUCUUCCUUUUUGUUGUAGCUUAAAGGGACCCUGUAAUCACCCAGACCACUUCAGCUAAUUAAAGUGGUCUGGGUAGAGUGUCCCUUUUGCACGUAGUGGUGCAAUGUUUACAUUGCAGCACUAAGUCUGCCUCUACCACACAGCCACUAGAGGGCUUCCUGCAUUAAAACGGACCUUUGGUCAGGUAUCUGAUGCUGGAGAGUCCUCACACUCUGCAUGAGGACAUUCAGUGUCAAAUUGUUCCCCAUAGGAAAGCAUUGGUUCAAUGCACAUUAGCAGCCGCUCAUCGCGGGCCCUCAGAAGGGGCAGAGCAUCGACCCAGCGCCAAGGUAAAUCGGUGCUUGGAUAAGAUAAGUAAAUAAAGGAUUUUUAACCCUUUAUUAACAUGUGGGAGGUGACAUGAGGGAGGGGGAGGCAGAGGGAGCUAUAGUGCCACAAAUACAGUUUUGUAUUCCUGGCACUUAUAGUAUCCUUUUAAGCCCAUUCGAUGAUAAUAAAAAUGCAUGCUCAGUUUCCAGAUGAAGAAUCUUUUUAUUGACUUCCACCGGAUCAGAUUUCAUAUCUUUAACCCCUUAAGGGCACAUAACGUGUGACUUGUCAUCAUUGCCUUUUAUUCCAGAAGUGUGGUCCUUAAGGGGUUAAAGGAACACUAUAGAAUCAGGAACUCAAACAUGUACUCCUGACCCUAUAGUGCUAAACCCACAUUUUAGACGGCUUGCCCCCCCACUAAGCCCCCUUCCAGUGCCGCGUGGGUCCACCAGCAGUGGCCCCGCCCCUUUGGUGACAUCAGAAUUGCAGGUUCAUCAACAAGGGGGCGGCCAGACGCCAAUCAGCACCUCCUCAUAGAGAUGCAUUGAAUCAAUGCAUCUCAAAGAGAAAAAAAAUCAGCAUCCCCAUGCAGUGCGUGGAGACGCUGGACGACAGGACUGUUACGGCUUCUGGCUCCUCUUCCGGCCCCUCUGCCGGUGUGGCUGCACAAAAACUAAGCAGCCAUGCCGACAGAGAUAUUUCUGACUGACCUUGGUCCCAGCGGGCAGCUGCCUGUCUCCAUCCGUUCCGGUCCCCAGUCUUAGAAACGCCGGCCGCUGGGGUCCGGAUUUUUAUAGGAAACUUACCUUCGCCCACAUCAAAGAUGGCUCCAAUGUUGAAGGGCACAUUUAAGACACAGCCAUUUAGUUUUUUUUCUAACUUUGAAGUUUUACGCUGUGUCCGUGUUCUAUUUUGGAGUAGUUUAGAUGCUUGGUUAUUGAAACUUCCCCACCUGGGGUAAUUCAAAAGGCAUAAUUUGAACCUUAGCGUUGGAUAUUUUUUUCUCUAGUUUGUUUCAGGUGUGGUGGUAAUGAGCAUUUUUAAAUGUAUUUUUUACUUUCUUAAACUUUUUUUACUUUUUAAAACUAGUUUUUAAACUAUUUUUUUGCUUAUUCAUUUUUUUAAACUUUCCUAGACUUUCUUAAAACUGUUUACAGAUUUAAAAUUUUUCUAAGCUUUUUUUUUACUGUUAACCCCUAACCAUAGGCGUGCACACAGGGUGGACACACCCUAAUCCCUGCGGCACACCUAUGGAUUGAGACCGGCAGGGGAGAUCUCGGGAUCUCCCCGUCGGCUAAUGCAGAGCCGGCGCUAUCCGAACGCCGACUCUGCUCUAAGCCUCCAUUGGCUGGUGAGGAGAUCAAAGAUCUACAUCACCGGCCCACAGCAGCAUGAAGGGAGGCAGGAGAGGACCCGAGGAGCUCUAUCCAGCAGCUCUGCGGGGUUCCUCUCGCGAGAGCUGAGCGUUGCCGCUGCAGUGAACUCUAGCCCGGCAGACCACCAUGGAUGGCAGCAGCAUGGUCGGUCCUCCCUACAUAUGGUAAGAAGGGAGGGGGGUAUUAACUGAUCUGCUAUUGUUAUUAAAACACUUUUUUAAACUUUUUUUUUUUUUUAACGUUAACACCUAGCUAGCCUAACACCCAAUUCCCCACUAAUUUCCUCCCACCCCAGCUAGCUAAACAUACCAUUUUAAUAUUUUUAAAUUAAUUAAAAAAAAAUCAGAUCACAGUAAAAUGUAUACUCUCCCAAUUGAUCACUGUAGUCCGUGAUCAGUUGGCAGGGAAGGGGUUAAUUUUUAUUUAAAAUGGGUAAACCGGGUGGGAUUAAACUUAUUUAAUUAACUUAAUUAACUUAAUUAAACCUUUUUUUUUUUUUUUUUACACAGGGAAGCAGAUCAUUACUAAUCCGUCUCCCUGCACGUUACACUGAACCCGGAAGAGCAGGGAGGCGGAUCUUGAGUCCCUGCAGCACAUGUGUUCUCUCUGACAGAUCACUGCUGCAGGGGCAGCUACAAUCGCGGCGGUCUGGGGUUAAUUUUAACGCAUGAUGGGCAAGGUCUGUCACCCGUAGUUAAGGGUCUCCCAAGGAUGACGGACCCCGUCCGUCACCCGUCAUUAAGGGGUUAAAAUGCCUGAAGGCAAUGAUUAUACUCACCAGAAGAACUACAUUAAGCUAUAGUUGUUCUUGUGACUAUAGGGUCCCUUUAAUAAUGAUGAGAAUUAAAUCAAGGGAUGCUUUAUUAAGAACACAAGUGUGGCAUUUGCCCGCCUAAUAGUGGGUAUUUUAAGUAUCCUGAACCCACAAGGGAUCCUUCUUGCCUUUCAGUAAUCUGCGAGAAAUAAGCUAUGUAAAUGUAAGUCAAUCUGUUUGUAACGGCACCCCAGGUAUAAAAGGGGUUAAAGCUGUUCAGGAUAUUCCCUUCCCGAAUGUAAAGGCAGCUACCGAACACUCCAAUCAGCCGAACAAGCAAACAUACGAAUACUCCACACUCCAAACAGCCGAACAGGAAAACAAUACAAAUAAUCCCCCCAUGUACGAGACGAGGCUCUGUAUUGAGGGUAAAGCAGGAAUCUGUUUAAUCUGGGCUACCUGUCAGCCUUUUAUGCAGGUCUUCCACCAGGUGGGCACUCCCCUAGGGGACCUGGUGGAAAACUGGGACAAAAUAGUACAGUUACCAAUCAGAGCAGUACAUAGAUAAACACUCCACUUUGGAUACUGUGGACCCUCCUCUCUAUCCUGGAGAUAAUUGGGAAGUAAAUCCAUUAUCUCCGAGGAUAGAGGAUAAACUCCAUUUUAGAAAUAUAGAGAAAAAUGCAUAAAAAUCUACAGUUUACAAACUUCUGAAUAUAACCCCCAUAGGCAUUAUAUCCCCAGAUAGCUUGGAUCCAAGCGCACAAUAUUACCGAAUAGCGCUAAGAUCCCACACAGUUCAAUCACCAUGGAGUCAAAGUCUUUCACAUAGUCUUUCGUUAUAUGAAUGGGCUCUAUGGGAUGGCUAUCUGGGGUGACUCCAUUCGUAGGGGAAAAGUACUGAACGAUACGGCGUUCGUAUGAACUGAAGAAUAGAAGAGGGGAGGUCGGCGGCUUCAGCGGUGUUCGUGAGAAAAUAGUGUCAGUUUUUAGUUCCACAAAAUCGUCGACGGACACGAUCGAUGACAACCCAGCCGACAUUCAACAAUUAGGAAGUGUCUGUGAUUAACCACAACAUUCUAAUGAGGCCAAGAGGUUAACAAGCAGCACACUUCCGUGCUGGGUGGCCGGCCGUUUGGCAGUUCUUUCGGUGAAAUAGGCAAUAAGUGUAGGGACCGUACGGACAGGGAAAUAGCCGAACAAACAGGCGAACAAAGGAGAAAUAAAAGUAGUUUAAAGUCAGAUGGGUCUGUCACACUGUUUUGGUUUGUUUUUGUUGUUGUUUUUUGUUUUUUAUAUAGACGUUAAUUUAAAAUACACAUCCUUGGAGGAAAGGUAAUGUGGCACUUUCAAGCUGGUUUAUUACCACACUAUCCCCUUGGCUUCCUCCUGGGUGAAUUGGAGUGUCUCUGCUUGCUAAAAAAAACUGUGACAGAUUCAUCUGUAAGACUAAUAUUGCUGGUUCGUCUAGUUUGCCUCCCAUUCGUGGAAUUGCCUGUCCAUAUACCCUUAUUCGUCUGUUUGACUCUUUACUGAAUGAACUUACCGAACGGACGGCCACCCAGAAGAGAAGUGUGCUGCUGGUUAACCUCUUACAUAGUUACAUAGCUGAAAAGAGACUUGCGUCCAUCAAGUUCAGCCUACUUCACAUUUGUUUUUUGCUGUUGAUCCAAAAGAAGGCAAAAAUCCCCAGUUUGAAGCACAAUUUUGCAACAAGCUAGGAAAAAAAUUCCUUCUUGACCCCAGAAUGGCAGUCAGAUUUAUCCUUGGAUCAAGCAGUUAUUACCCUACAUUGAAAGAUUAUAUCCUUGAAUAUUCUGUUUUUGCAAGUGAUCAUAAUUAAAACGUUGUGGUUAACCACAGACACCUCUGUAGUUGUCGUUCGUAUGUCGACCACGAGGCGGUGGCCAUUUUAAACCAUGCGAAAGACCAGCGGUGUUCAGCGCAGAUUCUAUGGAACUAAAAACUGACAUUUUUUCCGCCGAACACUGCUGAAACCACAGACCGCCCUUCUCAGUCGACAAGGCAUGCGAACACCGGCCGUUCGGGAGUUUGGAUUAUACGAAUGAACUGAAGCCAGAUAGCCUUCCCAUGGAGUCAAUCGCAUACCAGAAGACUGUAAAAGACUUUGACUCCCUGGCGAUUGAACUGUGCGUACGGGAUCUGAGCGCUAUUCGCUAAGAAUAUGCACUCAGAUCCAGGCUAUCUGGGGAUGUGUUACACAAAUAUAAUAUGUUCGGUAGUUGUGUAAUUAUUUAUUUUUAUGUGUUUUGCCUGUGUUACUUAAAAUGGCGAUUUGCCGCUGUCCUGCGAGAUAAUUGAAUUACUUCUCAAUUAUCUCCAGGGCAAAGGGGAGGAAACCAGGAUGCAUUUUGGGAAUAUUUUGUGCCUGUAUGUCUGAAAGUGCCAUGUGUCUGUCUGCCAUUACAGUCUCCCAUUUGGUCCCCUAGGGGAGUGUCCACCAAGUGGGAGACCUGCAUAAAUACGGGCGGGUAGCCCACAGUUAACCCAGUUCUUGUUUUACCCACAAUGCGGAGCUUGGUCUCGUUAUUGGGGGGGAUUUACUACACACGGAUAGCAACUGAUUGCUGAAAGCGUAAGCCGCUUGGAAGAUAUAUUGGUUCGGCUGUUAGCAGCGAUUCGUGGGUUUACCUUUUGGGAGUUGGAGUACCCGUACGGGUCCCGUUUGGGAGAUUGGUGCAUUCCCCUGAUUGCAGUUCGUACAGUUGGAGUAUAUACGAAUGGAGCUUGCAGUAUUGCGAAAGGGGAAGUUUAACUAAACAGUGAUUUCACUCCAGUAUGCCAGGGGUGUUGUAACAAAUCACCUGGCACCCUGACUGGGUACCUCCGUUGAAGAAUGCUCCUAGCACUUCUUGAAGACUCCAAGCACUACAGCAGACAUCAAAACCACCGAACCGUAGGAGCAUAUGAAUGCUCUCAAGCAUAUGAAUGUUGUAUACAGCUGAAUAGGAGAAACCAUGCGAAUAGGUUUACACUCCUAGCAGUCAAACUGGAACAGCAUACAAUAAAUCCUCCCCCAAUAAUGAGACGACACUUCACUUUGAGGGUUAAGCAGGAACUCUCUGGACUGACACAUACAGCCUCUUUUCCACAAACUUAGUGCUGCCCACAGGGUUUUACAGAACAACCAAUAACACGUACAAUACUCACAGACACUCCCACACAAAAUCAUCCCCUCUGCCUGUGAUACAAUUACCUUACACAAUGGGUAAUCUAAUUAUCACAGACAGAGAAAUACAGUUUCAUAAAACACAUCACAGGGACCGCAAAACAUGCAAUAACCCCAUUAAAAUAUAUAUCAUUGGAACCGGGGGAUCUGGGUGAACCACAUAUCCAAAAUUCACCCAGAUCCGUUCAGUACUUUGGAAGAUACAGUUUAAUGCAGAUUUUACAGAACAUAUGCAGGCUAUAUGAAAAACAAUUACUGUAUAAGGUGUCCCCUGUUGUAUAGUCCAAAACCACUGCACGAUGGCUCUGUGCACCAAAUACUGGCGAGAUGGCACCGUGUUGAAAAGUCCAAACAGUGUCUGUGAGUUAAAAUGGCCGCCAUCCAUUGUUCUCACCAUGUGCUUCAUCCAUUGUUCUCACCAUGUGCCUCUGAUACAGGAAAUGGUGGCCACCCAGUAACUCCACAGUAUGUCCCCAGAUGGUUCUUAAAGGGCCAGCAGCAGCACAACACAAAUCCAUUAUGCCCAAAUCAUGUAUUUAAAGGGCAAUACAUCCCAGGGGCCAUAGUCACAUGGCAGGAGGCUGGCAAUCAGUCUUCUCCAAUGCCCAGUGACGAGGUCGGUUUCGCCACAUUUCUCCCCUUUCCCAAAAAGACUAACAAGGUAUCUGACCUCCUGUCGGUCAGUGCCUUGGUUAGUCCAGCAACCCACCCACAAAAGAGAAUCCGCAGUAUAACCCACCCACGAAAAUUGGUUACUACACCUGGAGUAGUGGAUCGCUUGUCCAGGUCCAGGAGCUCGACCUUGGCUCUGGGGGGUACUAGCACACUGGAUCGAUGGGUUGCUGGGUGGGCAGAGACCAGCGGUACUCUGCCCUGGUGCCAGCGCUACCACGGGAGUAGCCUGGUUGGAGCCCAGGUGAUGGAACGGCGUAGUAAGCUCCUCACUCCAGACCUGGGUCUGCUGCUGGAGGGGAAGACAGGCUGUCUCCCCUUUGGAUAAACAGCCCUGCUGCAGGGGGACAGGACCGACUGUCCCUACACCCUGUGGUUUGGGCACAGAGACCAUGGUCCCAUCUGCACCGGUGUGGGGCUUAUCAUCUCCCCUUGGUGGGCUAGGCUGCCGCUGGGGAGGGGGAACGAGACUCCCCCCUCCUGGUAGAAUACUCUGCCACUGGGGAGCAGGACCGACUGUCCAUACUCCCUGUAGCUUGGGUGCAGAGACCAUGGUCCCAUCUGCGCCGGUGGGGAACUUAGUGUCUCCCCUUGGUGGGCUAAGCUGCCGCUGGGGAGAGGGGGUAACAAGCUUCUCUCCCUUACACACUUUCAGCCGCUGGGGAAAGGAGACACUGCUCUCUAUUCCCUGCAAAUCACAGUGCCGCUGGGUAUCUGAGCCGACCGCCCAGCAUCCCUGUAGCUCACCUUGCCACUGGGGAGGGAGGACGCUGCUCUUCACUCCCUGCACUUCACACUGACGCUGGGGAAAGGAGACACGGCUCUCUAUUUCCUGCAAAUCAAUCUGCCGCUGGGGAUUCUGGGCUGACCGCCCAGCAUCCCUGUAGCUCACCCUGCUGCUGGGGAGGAAGGACGCUACUCUCCUCUUCCUGCAAGGUACACUGCCGCUGGGGAGGGGAGACGAUGCUCUCCACUCCCUGCACUUCACACUGCCGAUGGGGGUCUGGGCCGACUGCCCAGCAUCCCUGUAGGGCCGGUAGAGAGACCACCGUCCCAUCUCCACCUGCCAUCUGUGGGUCUUCCCAGGACCAGUCUGUGAAGUCUCUCAACAUUUGCGAGUAAGGACCACCUGCUUCCGCACCUCGCAACUCCGGCUGCUGCUGGGGAUCUGGGCUGGCUGCCCAGCAUCCCAGUGGAGAGACCUCGGUCCCAUCUCCACCUGCCUGUUGUGUUUCCUCACAGGACCAGUCUAUGAGGACCCCUACUUCAGGUUCCUCUGGCCGCCUCAGGGGGAGAUGGCUAGCCUCCUCGGUUGCAGCCUCUACUCGGCUGCUGUAACACUCCUUCCGCUGAGCAUACUCUCUCUCUUUCGCCAGCCGGAAUUCUCAGGAUAGCCUUGUGUUUCGCUCGGCCGUAACCUGGUUCCAGAUCACCCGACGUACCUCCAUGGGUAGAUCAUCCCCAUACUGGGCCACUCGUUGCCUCACCUCGGCCAUCCAAUCAUCGCCAGAGCCUUCCAUACUUGUCUGCUCCAAGUCGCUGGAUACCUCUGCUCCCAGGGGCGCUGCACGUGUGCUAGCGUUGCCCUCAAUUUGUAACUCCACGAAUGGUGUCUCUGAGCUGCUUUACCUCGCACUAGGACGCCAUCCCACCGCUUGCCACCAAUGUAACGGAUCACCUGGCACCCCGACUGGGUACCUCAGUUGAAGGAUGCUCCUGAGGACUCCAAGCACUGCAGCAGACACCGAAACCACCGAACCGUAGGAGCAUAUGAAUGCUCGCAAGCAUAUGAAUGCUGGAGACAGUUGAAUAGGAACCAUACGAAUAGGUUUACUCUCCUAGCAGUCAAACUGGAACAGCAUACAAUAAACCCUCCCCCAAUAAUGAGACGACACUUCACUUUGAGGGUUAAGCAGGAACUCUCUGGACUGGCACAUACAGCCUCUUUUAUUCCCAAUCCACAAAUUUAGUGCUGCCCACAGGGUUUUACAGAACAACCAAUAACACGUACAAUACACUCAGACACUCCCACACAAAAUCCUCCCCUCUGCCUGUGAUACAAUUACCUUACACAAUGGGUAAUCUAAUUAUCACAGAGAAAUACAGUUUCAUAAAACACAUCACAGGGACCCCAAAACAUGCAAUAACCCCAUAAAAAGUAUCCUUGGAACCGGGGGAUAUGGGUGAACCACAUAUCCAAAAUUCACCCAGAUCCGUUCAGUAUUUUGGAAGAUACAGUUUAAUGCAGAUUUUACAGAACAUAUGCAGGCUAUAUGAAAAACAAUUACUGUAUAAGGUGUCCCCUGUUGUAUAGUCCAAAACCACUGCACGAUGUCUCUGUGCACCAAAUACUGGCGAGAUGGCACCGUGUUGAAAAGUCCAAACAGUGUCUGUGAGUUAAAAUGGCCGCCAUCCAUUGUUCUCACCAUGUGCUUCAUCCAUUGUUCUCACCAUGUGCAUCUGAUACAGGAAAUGGUGGCCACCCAGUAACUCCACAGUAUGUCCCUAGAUGGUUCUUAAAGGGCCAGCAGCAGCACAACACAAAUCCAUUAUGCUCAACUCAUGUAUUUAAAGGGCAAUACAUCCCAGGGGCCAUAGUCACAUGGCAGGAGGCUGGCAAUCAGUCUUCUCCAAUGCCCAGUGGCGAGGUCGGUUUCGCCACAGGUGUCUUAACAAAAACCUCAUCCAUUCUGUCCAAAGUCAAUUUAAUCUAAAAGCAAUAAAAAAUUCAGCUAAAUCCUAGACCAGCGGUUCCCAAAUUGUGGGUUGCGACCCACUGGUGCACGCUGACCCACACAUCCAGGGCCACCAGCUCGUUAGGCAGGCAGACUGACACCAGGAGGGAGCCCGGCGGCUUGCCCUGUAUGCCGCCGGGCUCCCUCCAGUCAGUCUGCCCAGUACCUUUUAAUAAAUUCCCUAGUGGUCCUGUAGUUCUCCAGUCUAAGCUCCGCCGGGUGCAGAGCUGCAGACCGUGUGAUAGAAGUCUCACGAGCACCCAGAGCGUUUCCAUGGCAACACUCUAGGAGCUCGCAAGACUUUUAUUAUACUGUCUGCAGCUCUGCACCCGGCAGAGCUUAGACUGGAGAACCACAGGACCACUAGGGAAUUUAUUAAAAGGUGGGGCACAGACCCUACCCUCCCCUCUUCACUCCCUGCCCCCCUGUUACCCCUUCACUCCCUGCCCCCCUGUUACCCCUUCACUCCCUGCCGCCCUGUAACCCCUUCACUCCCUGCCCCUCUGUAACCCCUUCACUCCCUGCCCCCUCAAUGUAACCCCUUUACUGGUUGCCAUGGUGUGCCAAGUGUAAGCCUCUAAAACCGAUUGCCAUAGUGUGCCAUUUUUAUGCCUCUAAAACUGAUUGCCACGGUGUGCCAGUUGUAUGCAUCUAAAGCGGAUUGCUAUGGUGUGCCAGUUGGGUGCAUCUAAAGCGGAUUGCUAUGGUGUGCCAAUUGGGUGCAUCUAAAGCGGAUUGCUAUGGUGUGCCAAUUGGGUGCAUCUAAAGCGGAUUGCUAUGGUGUGCCAGUUGUAUGCAUCUAAAGCAGAUUGCUAUGGUGUGCCAAUUGGGUGCAUCUAAAGCGGAUUGCUAUGGUGUGCCAAUUGGGUGCCUCUAAAACUGAUUGCCACGGUGUGCCAAUUGUGUGCCUCUAAAGCUGGUUGCCAUGGUGUUCAUGGUGUUUUAAAAUAUGCAUUUAAAGCAAGUGGGUCUCGAAAAAUUACAGUUUUGAAAAGUGGGUGUCGGCCCAAAAGGUUUGGGAAGCCGUGCCCUAGACAAAGCAAGGUGCCGGUGAAUAGGGGGAGUUAGAGCAAAUAGAAAUAUUGCUAGAAAUCUAUUCUAGUCAUGUAUACUAACUAAAUCUAGUCCACGUCCCUAUAAUACAGUUUUAUAGAAGUUUGGUGUAGAGUUAAAUUAUUAUAGAUUUCAUUUUUAAGCAUGUUAACAUUAGACUGUUAGAAACUUGUGCCCAAUGCUGGUCAGUCGUGCUCUGUUAAGUAGUGAAAAUAUAUUCUAUUAGUCAUUACCUGUGUUUCAGCAGAUUUUUUUUUUUUUUAAAGGUUAGCAAGUGGAAGCCAGACACUGAAGAGUUGAAAUUUCUUACUAGGACAUUGUCACUAGGGGAUGAGAAUGCACCUUCUCCACGAGGGUCACAGAGCGAAUCUAGCCCACUGCAUUCAGAUUAUUCCUCACACGAGGAUUUCAUGAGACCACUGGCUGAGGAAUCUCGCCGGCACCCACAUCUCUACAGGUCAAUCCGACUCGCAAUGCGUGAAAUUCAGCAGGUGGGUAUUCCUUAUUACAAGAUGUAUCAAUCUCCCUCACUAUAAUUAUGGUGAGUUCCAUGCAAUCUAGAAACAGUGAUAAGCAAGCACUACGCGGGAUAAUAAAACACAUGAAUAUACGGUCACCACUUUAUUUUAUAAAAUAUUUUACCAGAAAAAAUACAUUGAGAUUUCUCUCGUUUCCUGGGUCCACAAAUCAUUGCAUUGUUACAUUAGGGUACAAUAAAAUACAAAAACAAUAUUAAUACACAAUAAAUACAAAAUUUACCAUAGAACAGGUAGGAAAUAUAUAAUCAUCCAUGACGGGUGCAUUCUGUUUUGAGGUAUGUAGAGAGGGAUCUCUUAAAGGACUCUAGGCUUGUAACCAUAGCACCAUAUGGGGAUUUAUGUGUUUACUGACAUUGUAUAUUGUUGCCUUGUUUAUGGUCUACAAAUGCCAGGUACACAUGACGGGAUAUUAACAUGUAUAUAUUUAUUUAUUUUUUGCCAAGAGUCACUCAUUUAAUGUCUGCAGCUGUGUCAGCUAAACCCUCCUUCUAAACAUUACUGGAAGUUUCAGUGGGUCAUACCAUACCUACAGUCUGGGAGAGUGAAUUAAAUACAUUUUACUGUGAGGAUUACACUAGCAGUCCAGAGAUUGCUAUAACCCUGUUUAAAUACCUGUAUUUUAGAAAUAUAUGAUUGAACUGUAAUUACUGUACAUGGGCAUUAUGUAAAAAUUGCAACAGGCCUUUAGUUGCAAUUUGCACUAAGCCAUGCUGCUAGUAAUACCUUCAAGGUCCUUACAAAAGAUUGCAAGAUAAAGGACACUGUUAUACUGUCUAAAGCUUUUCAUUCACAAAUCCUUUCUAUAAAGAUGAACGGAUAAGUGAAAAAUACAAAUUGUGGUUUUAUUCUACAUGGUUUUGGAGUAUAGAAUGCAGUUUUUUUUACCCCAUAUUUUGCGUGUGUCCUAUAUUCUAAGUGUGUGUGAGCCCCAUCCAGCAGCCACACGUUUUAUGUCACAACUACUCAGCAGGCUCACGUUCCACUUGCCCUCUGCAUUUUUGGAUAAACGUCUUAAAAGGGUUUCAUAUUUUGAAAAAAAGUCAAUAUUGUAAUAUUUAGAUAUUUUUUUUGCGUAUAUUGGUAUAUUUUUUUACAUAUGAUGUAUUUUUCUAUAUAUUAUAUUAAUAUAUAUUUUGAAAAAAAUAUUUUAAAGUUUAUCCAAAAAUAUUAAAUCAAUUAAAAUGCAUAUGCAGAAAUGUCAAGGCUUUAUCUGGCAAUGCAAAUUUUGUUUAAAAAAAAGAAAUUAGAAAUACAAUAUUUUCUGAACAUAAUACCGAUUCAGGAAGCUUUCCAAAUGGUUUAAGACUGUUCUAAAAACUUCAAGAUGAUUAAUCUACACAAAUUCCCAAAGACUUUAAUGGUGACUCCAUUGUAGAUCAAUCAUCUGAAAAUGUCUCCAACAAUAUUAAUUCAUUUAGAGAGUUUAUUCAAUCGAAGCUUAAGUCAGCAAAGGAAUCCUCAUAUUUCCAUGGACCAAGUUUCAUUUUAAUCUUUCUCCCCAACCCCACAGGCCUCUUCUCAAUUUACAAGCAACACCGACCUGUCCAACAAGGAACACAACUGA